AUGACCGACGCAACCAAAUCCCUCAGCCCACCACCACCUCCACCCCCACCAGCACAACCAGCAACAACGCUCGAAAACCAAGAACACCCCACAACAACACCUCCCUCGAGCAUCCAAUCCGAACUCAAUGCCGCAGUCGACGACCUACUAGACCAACUCCAGCAUAAAUUCGACGGCGUGUCCAGGGAUAUUUUUGCGAAGUUGGACGACAUGGCGCGCCGACUAGACGAGCUGGAAGCGUCGCUGGCGCUGAUGGAUGGGCCGACGGCUUCCCCUGAGGGCACGGGGACAGGGACAGGCGCAGGCGCGGGGAGCGUGUCUGCUGGGAGUGGAGGGGCCGGGGACCAAGGGGCGCGGAGUCCGAGUCCCGGGAUGUGA
This is a messenger RNA of Aspergillus homomorphus CBS 101889, 378 nucleotides long. RefSeq names its product heat shock factor-binding 1 family protein. Gene Ontology annotation, molecular function: transcription corepressor activity. The transcript is spliced from 3 exons. Gene Ontology annotation, biological process: cellular heat acclimation. The record is from RefSeq and is a predicted model, not a curated record. Lineage: Eukaryota; Fungi; Ascomycota; Eurotiomycetes; Eurotiales; Aspergillaceae. Gene Ontology annotation, cellular component: cytosol; nucleus. The coding region runs from base 1 to 378 and encodes 125 amino acids.